Molecule: messenger RNA, 651 nt
Organism: Amphiprion ocellaris (clown anemonefish)
Lineage: Eukaryota; Metazoa; Chordata; Actinopteri; Pomacentridae
Product: transcription factor HES-2-like
Exons: 3
Coding region: 1-651 (216 amino acids)
Biological process (GO): regulation of transcription by RNA polymerase II; regulation of neurogenesis; anterior/posterior pattern specification
Cellular component (GO): nucleus
Molecular function (GO): DNA-binding transcription factor activity, RNA polymerase II-specific; protein dimerization activity; RNA polymerase II cis-regulatory region sequence-specific DNA binding
Source: RefSeq, a predicted model, not a curated record
AUGAAAAUGCUCCAAGAUUUAGAGGACGCAAAGGCCAAAAAGAAGAGUCUCAAACCUCAGGUGGAGAGACGCAGAAGAGAGAGAAUUAACCGCAGCCUGGACAACCUAAAAACUCUUCUGCUGCAGCCACAGGAGGCGACUCGGCGCAGAGUGGAGAAAGCUGAGAUUCUGGAGCACACAGUCCUCUUCCUCCAGAACACUGCGCUCGGAGACAAGACGAGAGCUGGAGGUGGAGGCCAGAAGCACUCCUAUCAAGAUGGUUUCUCCACCUGCCUGCAGAGAGCUGCUCGGUUCCUGGGGCCCCAAGGGAAAGGCCUGUGGCUCGGAGAAAGGCUGGAUGCAUCGUUUGCCUCUCGCUUCUCCCCUGCAGACUCUGUAUCUGCAGGCAGAGGAGCUGAAGCUCCGUCCUCCUCCAGCUCUUUGAUUCUCAGUAAGUCCUCCAGGUUUAUUCUUCGGAUGCUGAUACACAGAUCCGGGCACAGAUUGUGCGCAACUGCAGUCAAUAUGGCAAAGUGUCGCCACACAAACGGAGAAUCAAGUCACGCCCAAACAACUCCCCAGCAGCCCCACAAAGUGCUGAAUCGAGCGAGGAAACAGAGCCCGCCCCAGAGCCACCCGGUCAGCCGGUCUCUGUGGAGACCCUGGCCCUGA